CCGUAGUGGUCCACCCUGGUCAUACAGGACUGGAUCAGCAGAGUCUUAUAACGACAGCUUUGGUUAGUUAUGUGUUAGCGGGAAAAGGAUUGAAGACCUUGGAGAUCAUCAAGGUCUUGCUCCUGAAUGUGGACUUAUUUUGGAUACAAUUUAAGUGAAAUUGUGCUGUUCUUUAUCACCUGGACAUGCUGAUAUGUCAAGUGUUUUAGUUAACAUUUGUGUAACAGGGAUAUUAUAACAAGUUUAACCACUUGAAGGAGCAGAAGGUGAUCUUGGAGAAGUAGGAUAACUUGUAGAAGGUGUCAGCUUAGUUUUACGUGCUAAUUAUGCUAAUUAUCCACUAAAGACUGAUCAAGGCUAUAAUUAUUACACAUCAAUGUCAAUUUAUGCGACGGUCCAGGUGGAUUAGUGACAGGGAUUAAUAAUUUAUCCUCUAGCUUACAUUGAAAUCAACACAAUAGUCCAUUGAAAUUGAUAUCUGAUGUAGAAAAAAUUUCAGUAGACACUUUGGUAUAUUGACAGUGACAAUAGCACGUGGUCUAGAUAUUGUGACACUUACUUAUUGAUUUUAAAAGUGAAGAGUCAUUCAAGAAGCCAAACAUUUGCAGGUAAGAAUGUGAAUGCUUGUUCAAAGCUUACCUGAGUUCCGACGGACCUUAGACUUCUCACGUGGUGUUAAUGUUGUUCAAUUACUACAUCAAUUAAAAAGUGUUCUAAAUCAAAACUAAGUGCUUCAAGACUUGAACUAGAGUGUACUCAAUAAUUAAGUGUAACUGUUGGAUUUUAUUAUUGAAUACUCCAAAAGAAAUGAUAUUAAUUUAACUGUCAAACAGGUUGACAAUAAGUGUAUUUAAGUAUUUGUUUUUAUCAAUGCCAGUGAGGAAUAGUUCCCGGGAAUAACGAAUCCCGUGGGACUUGAUCAAGAUAGUCAAGUUGGUGCCGAACAUGGUUUUAGAACCAGGAGGUGGGUUGUCAUUCCCACCGCCUCCUGGUGGAGGAUCAGCUGGAACAGGAGGAUCAAUUUUAUCUCCAGCAAGAUUAUUUCAUCGAGUACCACCAGUGCUUCCAUUCCCUAUACCAGGAUGGCCAUCUCACCAUUCUGUACUUGGCAAUGUCCCAAGUCAAGUACAACAAACAAUGCAAGUUCAACAUCAAGCUGCUGCAGCAGCAGUCAGAUUUCUCAGCCAUCAUCAUUCUCAUUCUCAUCCGGUAUUAAGUAAUCACCCAUUGGUAUCUGGAAUAACAGCUCAUCAUCCUGGCACCCACCAUCUUCAUCAUACUGGAGAUCAUUCGGUUGACGACGACGAUAAAAAAGUUUGUGAUGAUGAAUCUGAUGAGAGUGGCAGUAAAAGGAGAAGAAGUCGGACGAAUUUCAAUAGUUGGCAACUUGAAGAACUUGAACGUGCAUUUUUGGCGAGCCAUUAUCCUGACGUUUUUAUGCGAGAGGCGUUGGCUGUGAGACUGGACUUGAAAGAAAGCCGAGUGGCUGUAUGGUUUCAAAAUAGAAGAGCCAAGUGGAGGAAAAAAGAACACACAAAAAAGGGACCAGGAAGGCCGGCACACAAUGCACAUCCACAGAGCUGCAGUGGAGAGCCAAUUCCACCGGAAGAAUUGAGGAGGAAAGAACGAGAGAGGAGACAAAAGAAGUUGCUAAAAACUCUGGAACGACAGCAAAGAAAACUUGCGGCAAAGGGCAUCACUGUCGACUUAUCAACACUCAAAGCUGAGUGGGAGUCUAGAAGUGCCGCAAAUGCAAGUGGAAAUCCUCUCAAUGGUCACCUGAGUGGAUCCUUUGGCCAGUUAGGAAGUUUGAACGAAGGCAGCAGUGUGUCGGGUUCGGGUAAUGAUGCAAAUGAAGAGAUUGAUGUCGUAGGAGGACUAGAUUCGUGUAGUGAGAGUGAGAGUGAACGAGUAGAUUCAGCAGCAGAUGGAUCUAUUGAUGGAGAAAGCUAUCCAAGACUAACGAUAGAACAAACAGAAUCAGGAAGAGCACCACAUCAAUCACAUGAUCACCAAAGGCCCAAUGGACCUUUAAAUUUAAAUCUAGACUUGAAUCAUCAGCAAGGAAUUCGCCAUUGGGGUCUAAGCCUGUUGGAACGACGGAGGGAGUUGGUGAGUCUCAGUAAUAACGUGGCUCGUCGAUCUUCUGAAAGUCCUCGGGGUCUUGGCCGCUCUCAAAUGGACCGCAAUGAUGAUGAAGUCCAGAGUGGAAGCAUUGACUUGUCGGUAAAAGGUAGAGAAGAACGACGACGACUGAACCCUUUUUCUAUUGAUAGUUUGUUGGGAAAUACACGAGCCAACACUCCUAAAUGUGAUCCAACUCGUGCAUCAACUCCAUCAACGUUAUCUAAUGGUAGACAGUCAAUUUCUCCAACGUCACCAAUAUCCGUUCCCACUUCGCCUUCCACGACGUAGUCCCGUUGGAGGCAGACACUGAUUGGAGACUGAAUAUACUCACUGAUUGACGAUUUGUUUGUAUGAGAAUUAAUAUCAUCAAUUGACAUAUCUUUCUAUUGUACAUGAUAGAGGUUGAGAUCAUUGAGUUUUGAAUGCAAUGUUAUCCAUUACAAUCUCACCAAUCAAUUCGUCAGUCAGCCAUCGACGUAAAUAUUAUAAAGUGUGCAAUAAGAGAGAAUGGAAGAGAGAGAAUGAGUGAAUCGUGAAAUUAAAUAGAAUAUAAAUAACAGAAUGAAUAAAAUUAAGAUGAAAGUCUUUGAUUGUAAUGAGAUUGUGAAUUGUAUUUAUAAUGUAAAUAGUGAUUUAAUUAAUUUAAUUUCUGUUGGCGAAUAUGCAUAGUGCAUGAGUCGAUUGAUUGCAUUGAGAAAAAUAAUCAUUUUCAAAAGAGGAAUAAAUAAUUAAUUCAUUAACUUCUUUUGAAAAGAAAAAUCAUCUUUUUUAUUUGAAUACAUUCCAGUGUAUUUAUGACUUUA
Chelonus insularis is the source of this 2930-nucleotide messenger RNA. RefSeq lists its product as uncharacterized. The record is from RefSeq and is a predicted model, not a curated record. Gene Ontology annotation, molecular function: DNA-binding transcription factor activity, RNA polymerase II-specific; sequence-specific double-stranded DNA binding. The transcript has 4 exons. NCBI's taxonomy places the organism in Eukaryota, Metazoa, Arthropoda, Insecta, Hymenoptera, Braconidae. Gene Ontology annotation, biological process: regulation of DNA-templated transcription. The coding region runs from base 946 to 2415 and encodes 489 amino acids.